Messenger RNA from Petromyzon marinus (sea lamprey), 9383 nucleotides. Its product is annotated as cadherin-7-like. Gene Ontology annotation, molecular function: beta-catenin binding; cadherin binding; calcium ion binding. NCBI's taxonomy places the organism in Eukaryota, Metazoa, Chordata, Hyperoartia, Petromyzontiformes, Petromyzontidae. The record is from RefSeq and is a predicted model, not a curated record. Gene Ontology annotation, biological process: homophilic cell-cell adhesion; calcium-dependent cell-cell adhesion; cell-cell junction assembly. Gene Ontology annotation, cellular component: catenin complex; plasma membrane; adherens junction.
GCAGGGUCUGUGCGGCGCUAAGUUAUCAGGGGCCGAUGUGGAGCGAAGCGCAGAGUGACUGUGUUUGUGUGACCGCGCGCAACUCGGCCGCCUUUGUCUCUCCCUCCUCGCUCUUGUCCUCGUAGCAGCGGCUCCAUCUGUCUCUCACUCUGUCUGUCUCGCUGGCUGGCUGGGCUGGGCUGUCUCCGUCUAAGCUCCGUCGAGGCUUCUAAUCAGCGGGCUGUAAGUGGUGCGUGUGAGUCUCUGUGCGCGCGCGCGCGUGUGUGUGUGUGUGUGUGCGCGCAACGGUGCGAGGUGCGACUCAGCUUGACGCAUCACACGUGCGCGCCGAGUUGGUGGACUCUCCCGAGUCUUUGGCGUGCGGUGUCCACCCGUGUGAGUGUCUGCCUCCGAGCGUGCCGCUCUUGUGUGCAUGCGCGCGUACGCGUGUGUUCGACUGCCUCGGCGCGUGCGUAGUGUGUGCAUGUGUGUGUGAGCCCGUCUGAGUGUGUGUGUGUGCGUGCGUGAGUGAGCGUUCCAUCCGUGUGGCUCUGUAAAUACAUAGAUGUGUGUCUGUCUGUCUGUCUGCGUGUGCGUACAGCGAUUUGUCUGCGUGUCCGUGUGUCUGUCUGUCUGUCAUAAUCGGGUUUGCGGAUUAACUUCCAGGUAUGAGUGUGUGUGCUAAAAUUGUUUAAAUCCUACUCCCAAAGCCCCAUUCUCCUUACUCUCUCUCUCUCCCCUUCUCUCUCUCUAUCUAUACAUCCAUCCAGUCUCUCCCUUCGCUCUAUCCUUCUCAGCUCUCUCUCUCUUCUCUCUCCGUCUCUCAGCCUCACGCUUCGUCCUUCCUUUCGCCUGGGCGCCUCUCUCCGUUGCAAUUACGAUAUCGCUGGCGUGCAUAUUCUGUAUAUGUAACGUAUAAUUAAAUAUACAUGUAGGAUUGUUUUAAUAUAUGCACACACCUGUGUGUUUUACACAAACGCAGAUUAUAAUUACAGCAACGGAUAUACCUUUCGUAGUAUUAUUCAUUGGUAGUACUACUUGUUUAACCAAUAAUCGUGAGCGGAGAUGAGUCCGUCGAUUAGUUAAGAUUAGAAUGGUUGAGAUAUUAUUCUAGAGAGAGAGAGAGACACACACACACAAGACCUCACCACGGAUUCGCCACGGCUGGUGGAGGGAGGUGAAGAAAACAGAUUAGUGGGAAGAUUCGAAGACACGGACGCAUCAGGCUUGGAGGAGGUGAGCGUUGAUUUCCACAACCGUCAAAUUCAAAGCUUCCCACAAGUCCGCCUGCUCGUCAGCAGCCCCGGGUCCUCGUUCUCCUCUACCACCACUAGGAUCAUCAUCAUCAUCACCACCGCCACCUUCUCACCAGUCGCCCGUAUUUGAGGACGUUAUAUCUGGCUACAAGAGAGAUGCGUUCGGCCGGCUUCGACCUCCCGCUUCUCGGGGGAGCUGUCCUUCUCCUCCUGCUCCUCGUCGUCGCCCUAGCCCCUCUCCAGCCAGCGACCGCAGCCUGGCAGGCGAUCCAGCCAGGUCAAGGCCAGGCUCAGGGUCAAGGUCAAGACUUGGGGCUGGCUCGGAGGAGCAAGCGGAGCUGGGUGUGGAAUCAGUUCUUCGUGGUGGAAGAAUUUAAAAUGCCCGAGCCUUUCAAGAUCGGCAAGCUCCACUCUGACCAGGAUCCUGGGGACGGAUCAGUUCUCUACCUGCUCACGGGGGAGGGAGCAGGAUCUCUCUUCACCAUCGACGAGCACACGGGGGACAUCCGAGUGUCCCAGGCUCUGGACAGGGAACAACAGUCGCUCUACACCUUGCUCGCGCAGGUGGUGGACGCGGUGACCAGACAGCCCCUGGAGCCGCCCACGCAGUUCGUGGUCAAAGUUCAGGACAUCAACGACAACGAACCGCGCUUCCCCGACGAGCCGUACCACGCCAGCGUGCCAGAGAUGUCUCCCAUCGGAACGUCCGUCACUCGAGUCACGGCUACGGACGCGGACGACUCUUCGUAUGGGAACAGUGCGAGGGUCGUCUAUCGACUGCUAGAAGGACAGCCAUACUUCUCCAUCGAUGCCAACACCGGAGAGAUCCGCACGGCGCACUCCAACCUGGACCGGGAGGCACGGAGCUUAUUCCGCGUGGUGAUCGAGGGCAAGGACAUGGCGGGUCAGAAGGGUGGCCUCACGGGGACCGCCACCGUCACCAUCACCCUGGAGGACGUCAACGACAACGCGCCUCUCUUCCCGCAGGGCACGUACCGCGCGUCGGUGAGCGAGGCGGCGGUGCCGGGCACGACGGUGGGGCGCGUGCGGGCGCAGGACGCGGACGAGGGCGACAACGCGAGGGUGGACUACCGCAUCGUGGCCGGGGACAGGGCCGGGGCCUUCUCCAUCGCCACCGACCCCUCCACGCAGGACGGGGUCGUGACCCUCGCUCAGCCGCUCGACUACGAGCGCAAGCACGCCUACACGCUCACCGUGGAAGCGUGGAACCCGGUGGCGGGAGGCGGCAGCUCGGGCAGCGGUGGCUCCACGGCGGCGGUGCCUCUGGCGGGCUCCGCGCGCAUCCUCGUGAGCGUGGAGGACGCGGACGAGGGCCCCGUCUUCUCCCCGGCCGCCUACGAGUUCGAGGUGGCCGAGAGCCAGGGGCCACGGCACCCCCUCGGCACGGUCACGGCCCUGGACCCCGACGCAGCGGCCCGACCCGUGCGCUACUCGAUCGAUCGCAACACGGACGUCGACCGUCACUUCGACGUGGACCCCCUGACGGGCGUCCUCACUGUCGCUCGGCCUCUCGAUCGCGAGUCCACCGAGGUCUUCAACAUCACGGUGAUCGCCACGCAGGCUGACGACCAGGCGCUGGUGGGCCGCGCCCCCGUCACGGUGCGAGUCCUCGACGUCAACGACAACGCCCCGGAGCUGCUGGGGCCCGACGAGCUCGUGCUGUGUGAGAACACGCCCCCUGGUCAGGCGGUGCACACUUUCAGUGCCGUGGAUCGAGAUGAGAAUCAUGUAUCAUCUCCGGUCAAAAUCUCGCUCUCCUCUCCGUCCUCCAACUCCAACUUCACGCUGACAGACCAUCACAACGGCACGGCCUCCCUAUCCCUGCGUCGGCGCCUGUCCCGCGGUGGUGCCGAGGAGCUGUCCACCCUGGGCCUGGUGCUGCCGCUGUCCGUGGUGCUGGAGGACUCCGGCUCGCCGGGGGCCCUGAGCAGCACGGCGACCGUGCGCGUUCGCGUCUGCGCCUGCAGCCGCCGCGGCGCCGUCACCGCCUGCACCCUGCAGGCACUCGCCGUGCUGCCCGCGGGGCUCAGCGUGCACGCGCUCAUCGCCAUCCUCGCCUGUCUGCUCAUCUUGCUCAUCCUCAUCCUCCUCUUCGUCUCGGUGCGCCGCCGCAAGAAGAAGGCUCCGUCCCUGCCGGAGGACGACGACAUCUGCGAGAACAUCGUCCGCUACGACGAGGAGGGGGGCGGCGAAGAGGACACCGCGACCUUCGACCUCGUCACGCUCACCUACCCGCACGCCCGCCCGCUCACCUCCUCCGCGUGCAGCGGCGGCGGCGGCGGCGGCGGCGCUCACCACAACAACAACAACCACCACCACCACGGCAACAACAACAACAGCCACCACCACAACAACCACCACCACCACCACAACAUCAACAACCACGACGGCGUUCGCCAGCCCAACCGCGUCCCGCUCGCCACGGCGGCGGUGGCGGCGACAACAACCGCAGCAUCGACGGCGUCGAACAACCGCUACCACCACAGCCACCACAACCAGCAGCAGCACCGCCACCAGCACCACCACCUCCCGCCCACAACCACCAGCUGCAGCGGCGGCGGCACAACCGCCGCCACGGCCGCCGCCGCCGCCAAUCACAGCGGCAGCAGCAACAACAACGGCGGCGGGGCCGCCGCGCCGUCCGGCGUUCGCUCGCGCGCGGGCACGUGCAUGGACGAAUUCAUCCAGGUGCGCCUGCGGGAGGUGGACGCCGACCCGGCGGCACCACCCUACGAUUCGGUGCAGGUGUACGGCUACGAGGGCAGCGGCUCGUCGGUGGCCGGCUCGCUCGGCUCGCUCAGCUCGCUCGGCUCGCUCGGCUCCGAGGCGUCGUCGCGGUCGCAGGGAGCGCCGUCGACGUCGACCGACGGCGACCAGAGCUACGACUACCUGCACGAGUGGGGGCCGCGCUUCCGCACGCUGGCGCACCUGUACGGCCACGCGGCUUCUGCUACUGCCGCCGCUGCUGCUGCCGCCGCGGCGCCUGCGACGGCGACUGCGGGAGCGGCGGCGGCAGUUGGAGCGGCAUCAGCGGCAGCGGCAUCAGCGGCGGCAGGAUCGGGAUCGGCCGUUGCGGCCGUUGGUGCUGCCGGUGCGGCGGCGGCGGCGGCGGCAGCGGUGGGAAUGGCGGGGAAGAAUGUGGACCGCGGAGGCGGUUAGAGGAACGAAGGGAAAUGAACGAACGAGUGGAACUCUUGGAACUUUGCGGGGGACCGAUCGUCGGUUGCGAUCGAUCGCCGCUUUUGAUCGAUGGGGGGGGGGGGGGGGGGGGUCAGAAUCAUUGGGACGAUUGAGGGAGUCCAGGGGGGAGAUGGAUGGGGGGGGGGGGGGCGGUAAAUUGCGGAUUUAGCCCCCGUACGCGACGCGAUCCGGUGAGCUGUCACGAUGAGGAUGAGGAGGGCGAUGAUGAGUUGAUGAGUUGCGAUGAUUCGGGAGCCUCUGCCGCUGGCGGUGAUUGCAGCGUCCCGAGUGGCUGCACGAUUUCACGAGAGCCAAUCGCCCUCGCGCUGUAGAGCAACGUCCGCAUUGGUAUGAUUGUUAUUUGUAUUAUUUAUUAUAAUGAGCCGUGGUCUAUCCACCGCUGGAUUAAGGCCCCCCCCCCCCCCCGUACUUUUCCACGAGCGGUGCCACGGUCCAAAUCGGCUCUCGGACGCCGCCUUUGCAUCGUCAACGUCCAGCGUCCAUCGCCCAUCGUCUUCCCAACAGUCGAUACGGCGAUGUCUCUGAACGCGAGUUUGUUACCUAGUCCAUUUAACGUACGGCACUGCAACCGAAAGGUCGCGAGCUUAUGAAAUCUGAUUUGACUCGGCGAAUCAAUGCAAUCCACCCCACACAUCCCGAUUGAUCAUUUUGAUUAUUAGCGGUGAUCUUCAUGAUAACAUCAUGAAGUAAUUAUUCAGUUGGUCUAAUAAAAGGGGCAAAUGGGAUGGAACAAAAACACACAGAAAUUAUAAACGCAUCUAUUUCUGAAUCGUAUUGCAACUCCGAAUCGUGACAACUUAUCGAAUCGUUGGGGAGAGGUGGGGGAUGGAGUAGGGUGUGGGGGAAUGGUGGUUGCGAGGUCGUAGGCGUGUACAUUAUUCUUACAACCCUCGCUCGGGGUUGCCACCUUUGAAGUACAAAAAAAAACCCGGGACAUAUCAUGGCAAGAAGAUUAAUGAUUUCACAGUACCAGAAGAGGUGGAGACUCACAGUGAACCCAACGUCUUGAUUGGCGCACUAUUAUCAUUAUUAUUAGGCCAUUGACAAUGGGCAGAACCUACUUUUUUCAUUUACGUUUCCUGGGAAGGACAAAUAGAUGUGUGUUUUUUUCCCCCAGUACUGCUGUCGCGAAGAAAGGGACUGUCCUGGGGAAAACCUGGACAGGUUGGCAGCCAUGGUCUCGCCCUCCACGUCUCUGUCAAAAGUUGGCCCAAUGGUUCCAAGCAGACACACCAAUGUCUGGGCAACGUUGGCCAAACGGUCGACCAGCGUUGCCCUUACGUUGGUGCAGACGUUGUGUCAACUUUGGCCCAACGUUGGUGCGACGUUGCCCCAACGUUGGCAUGUCUUUACUGGGGGCAGUAUUUCCGACCAUCCUCAACCGUUAUUAUUUGCGCUGCCAUUUUUUUCCCUGGACAGAUGACGGUGGUGAUGAUGAUGCCGAUGAUGAUGACGGUGAUGAUGAAAUUUGUAUUUACGAGAGAGAGAAAGAUAAUGAUUCUACACAUAAUGGAAAAAAAAAACAAUUUAACAACACAACCCCGAAGCUUGUACAUAGAUAUUUUUGGCGACAUGCCAUUAUUUUAUUAAUAGAGUUGUUAUAAUGAUACAUUCUAUACAUUAUAUAUAGCAAAACAAUUUUAAUCGGAGUGCAUUCCCAUAUAGGGACUUGCCCGCGCGACUAUAGUAUUAGACCAUUGCUGGGUUCGCGAACUCACGAACCGUGAAUCAAUUCAGAUGUUCACUCAAACUGGACAUUGGGUUCCGAAUAACCCCCUCUCGGUCCAGCCACGACUGCAAAACAUCCACAAUCCUUUUCUUCCUGCGACAAGGGCAGCGGAAAAUUCCCAUAACGUUUGGUUGACGAAACCCGUCGCGCUUAGAAACAGAACACCCAGGUUGAUUGUUCCCCCAACGAGCUCCGCGAAAGUCAUCGGCCUUGCCUCGACCCCCUAUCAUCAACCCUGUUUCCAUGGCAACGGGCAGCGAGUCGGCAUGGCGUGUACCUGUAGGACAUAAAGUGGGCGUGGUAUUGCCUGUAGGAUAGGAAGUGGGCGUAGUGUGUUUCUGUAGAUAAGGAAGUUGCAAGUUGAUGAGAACUCAAGAGACCAGGAUGAGCCUGAAAUGCAAGAGUGAAUGGGUGACUGAAUGAGCACAUGGUUGAGUGGAUCAGUGGGUGAAUGAAUGAUUGAACGAGUUGGUGAGAUGGUUGGUGAGUGAACGUAUGAGUGAGUGGGUGAUUGUGAUGGUGGGUUUAGAUGGUUGGUGAGUGAAUUAAAGUAAGGCUCAAGUUUGUUGAACUCAUUUAGAAUUGAAUAUACCAGGACGAGUCUCAUCCUGCAAGAGUGAGCGGGUGAGUGAAUGAGUGAGUGGGUGGGCGGGAAAAAGAUUUGAGCGAGAUGAGUGAGUUCAAGUUGAAUUUGUUUUCCUCGGUGGGAACUCAAAAAAACAAAAGACCAGGAUGAGUCUCAUUUGCAAGAGCGACUUCGCUCACUGGCUUUCCAGGGGGCACACUUACUGUGGUUAAGUGAUCUUCGUCCACGUUUCGUGGGGAGAGAUUUAACUUCAAAUAGCCCUCACUCAGGGCAUGUCCACAACGCGAACCAUCUGAGGCCGGCCUCUCCGCUACAGCUCAAGCAAGCUCUGAGAGUUUACAGAACAAUAUUGGGCACUGUGGCCAAGCCUGUGGAAUGAAAUCAAACGGUAACCAGCGAUGAAGAGAAUGACCAGGUGAACAUCCAUCGUUGGGCCAACGCACGAUAACGUUGGACUCAAUGUUUAGUUAAUGUCAACCAACGUUGGCCCAACGUUGAGCCUACGUGAAGCCAAACGUCAACCUACGUUGACCGUACAACGUUGCAAUGUUAGUUUUGAGUAUAAAUCAGAGCAAACAACAACACAAACAGCGACCCUAGAAGUCGAAAUUUUUGCACAGACAUCACAAAUGAGUUGGGGCCAUGGCCUUGUUCUUCUGGCCGUGUCAAGAUGCUGGUGAAAAGAAGUCAGAACUUUUUCGAAUUAAACGCAGGGGAAUGUAACGGCGAAGGCGAUGCAGCGGAUCACGUCCCGUGGACAACAACUACCAAGCAACAUUCGGAGGGACAUUGACGGCACGAUGAUCGGCCGUGCUUCUGUGGAUUAAAAGGGCCCAUUUACAAACCCAACGCACGCCUCUUGUCGCCAUAGGGCCUAGGCUGUGUCCUGUGAUUGUCCCACGUGAAUUUGAAAGUUUAUGGUGUGUUCAUCGUCGUUACCACCAUAACCUUCAUCAUCAGAAAUAACAUCAUCUAAAUCAGCAGCAGUAUCAGCAACGGAAGAAGCUAUAUCAAAGGUAUUAUCAUCAUCAUCAGCAGCAGCAGUAGUAACACUGCUAACAUUGCCAUGAUCAUCUUGCCACGCAUCAUUGUCAUCAUUAUCAUCAACAGACGCAGCAGUGUCAUCAUCAUCAUGACAACUGCCCUCAUUACAACUGCCAUAAUCACAACUAUCAUCAUCAUAAUCACAACUGCCAUCACAACAAUCGUCAUCAUCACAACUGCCAUCAACGCAAACUACCAUUAUCACAAAUGCCAUCGCAAAUAUCGUUAUCAUCACCACGACUGCCAUCACAACUAUCAUUACAACUACCAUCACAAUUAUAAUCAUCACAACUGCCAUCAACGCAAACUACCAUUAUUACAAUUUCCAUCACAAUUAUCAUCAUCACCAAAACUGCCAUUAUCACAACUGUCAUCACAAACUGCCAUUAUCACAACUAGCAUCAUCACAAACUUCCAUUAUCACAACUAGCAUCGUCAUAAUUGCCAUUAUCUCCAUCAUCACCAUCAUCGUCAUCGUUACUCCAAGGAAACAUACGUUUUGAUUUGAAGCUUUCGUGACUACAGGAAUCCAUACUCUUUGGUUCUUUCGGUAAAGUCACGUAGGUAGAAAUGAAACAAAAUGAAUCGUGACCUUUACACUAUAAUACCCCCCAUUAACACUACUUCGGCUACCUUUGUUCUCAAAAACGUAUAUAAACUCUUGCUGGUAACAGCUUCUCUUCACAAGGCAGCAAACAUCGUUUCUGCUCGCAGCAGACAUCGCGGCUAUCGCGAUUUCCACCUGACGACGAUGCCUUGUGUUGCUAUCGAAACGUCGUGAUUUAUGUAGCUCUAUUUCUACCUACCUGACUUUACCAAAAUGAGCAAAGAGUAAACGUACAUUUGUUUAUUUAUUUAUUAAAUCCGAACUCGAGUCGAUCAGCGCCGGGACACAGCCUCGGCGCGCGAAGCUCCCAGACGGACAUAGGCGCAGCCCUGCAAGUGCCCGUGCCGGAUAGGGGGAGGGGGACUCACCCAACUCGAUGGAGCUUUAAGGUGCCCUUCGUUCUUCCGAGGGUGUUUUUGGCCUAUUUUUCCACCCUGGCCGGCCGUCUUGGAAGAGGAGGUGGGAGUACAGACCUCUCGCCAUGUGUUGCGAGCGGGCGCGUUGUUUAUGCACACAAAGACAAAGAUCCCCCCCACUCCGAAUAGCCUUCAAUGGACUGUUGGGGCAAGUGCUGUUAGCGAGUAGCAGCAGCACCUACGAAGGCCAUACACAGGCGCACAAUUCUUCCAAGAAUCUCAAAUUCGCUAAGGGUUCGAAUGAGAAUGGCGAUGUUAUGAUUUCGAUUAUAACCACAGUAUAUAUGUAUCAUUAUGAUUGUUGUUAUACUACUACUACUUAUCUUUAUAAUUAAAUAGACAGCUCCGGUGCUUGUCGCACGCACACAAACGGUUCUUUGAAGAAGAAAAAAUGAAAAAUAAUACAAUUAUUAUCGGGAUAUUUAUGUAACGGCUAAAUAAAUAUUUUUCGUUGUUUCCGGGAGUUUUAGUUCCGUUGUUAUUCUUCGGGUUUGUUUUUUGUUUGGAGUCAAGAGUGAAAUAAAAAGGCUGUUGUUUUUAUGUG